ACAACAGCAGGUAAUAAAGACUCUUACAGUAUAAGUCUCAUGAAUAUACAGUACCAUCUACUCAUAGCAGAUAGGUCAGAAAAAUGGGUGUAAUUAAGUGCAGAACUGUAUACAGUACAGUAUAAAGUGGGGGAAAAGAGCACAACAAUAUACAUGAAGAAAACUGCGACUGGGAGUCAUGCAGGAACAAAAUGAAGCUCAAAGAGAAGUUGGGCUACAGAGUAAGAAUUUUGUUGUGUCCGCGCACGUGUACGGAGCUGAAGCAUCAGCCCUCACUCACCUUGGCGAAGUGCAGGGAGGAAAUGAGACGCAGCCAGCGAGAUGGGACAGGGUGGAUCAAAGUUUUGCUUUAAUGCCAAGAAUAAGCAGAGAGUCUGUGACACAAUACCUUCAGUACAGACCUGACCAAUCAGUGCUCAUUCUCCAUGCCAGAGUGGCUCAGAAAUCUUAUGGAAAUGAGAAACGAUUUUUCUGUCCUCCUCCUUGUGUUUACCUCUGUGGAGAUGGAUGGAAUCAAAGAAAAGAACAUCUCAAAGCAUCAGGUCUUGGUGAAUCUAGUUGUCGUGUGUGGGGAUAUAUGGGUCUGGAUGGCUCCCCUGGGACACAAGCAGACAAAUUCAAGCUGAGCUUUGAAGAACAAACAGAAAGAAGGAUGUUUGCCUGCGCCAAAACCCUGUAUAUCUCAGAUACAGAUAAACGGAAACACUUCCGCUUGCUGCUUAGUCUGUUUCAAAGUGGAGGGCAGGAGAUCGGAUCUUUCCAAAGUGGACUUAUUAAAGUCAUCUCCAAACCAUCACAGAAAAGACAAUCCAUGAAGAAUGCAGAUUUAUGUAUCCCAUCGGGUUCAAGAGUGUCAUUGUUUAAUCGCCUGAGGUCUCAGACAGUCAGUACACGUUACCUUGCUGUGGAGGGUGGAGCUUUUGUGGCUAGUGCCAGACAAUGGACUGCUUUUACUGUCAUCCUAGUGGAGGAUCAGCAGACUGACCGCAGUGAUUACUCUUUGUGUGAAAGUUAUAUCUGUUACGGCGCUGUGGUUCAGCUGGUGUGCACAAUUUCAGGAGUUGCACUGCCACCCAUGGUGAUUCGUAAGGUGAAUAAGCAACAUGCAUGCCUGGACAUAGAUGAGCCAGUGUCCCAGCUUCAUAAAUGUGCAUUUCAACUCAGAAACAGCACGCACAUGUACCUCUGCCUCUCCAAUGAAAAAAUCUUACAGUACCAGGCUUCUCCAUGUCCAAAAGAGAGCAGUCGUGAGUUGUUAAAUGAUGGUUCAUGUUGGACUAUCACUGGUACAGAGGUUGUUGAGUACACCUUCAGUGAAAGCCUGACCAGUAGGCCGACAGUCAUCAGCCCCAUCCCUAUCAUUAAUGGACUGGAGCUAAAUGGAGGAGGUCAUGUGGCCAUGUUAGAGCUCCAUGGAGAAAAUUUCUGUCCUUACCUAAAGGUCUGGUUUGGAAACAUGGAAGCUGAAACUAUGUUCAGGAGUCCAAGGUCUUUGCUGUGUGUCGUGCCUGAUAUUUCAGUGUUUAGUAAAGAGUGGCGAUGGUACAGGCAGCCCAUCACAGUCCCUUUGUCUCUGAUACGAUUGGAUGGGAUGAUCUACAGAAGCUCUUUUACAUUCACUUACACACCAGAGCAAAGCUCUUCCUUUCAGCCAUGUCCUACCACUGAGAAAACUGCCAACUCAGACACACUCAUUGACACCAUACACCAGGAGUUCACUAGAACCAAUUUUCACCUGUUCCUGCAGAGUUGACAGAUUGAUGGUAAGAUACAUAAAUAAAGGAACAACUUACCAUGUUGCCAAUAUCCUGGAUUUGUGUGUAAACACCAAAAAGAUAACACACCAAUGACACACUAUUCUCAAGAACAAAUAAGCUGCAUUGACAUCAGGAAAUUAAAUCUUAGCAAAUGGAAAAACAUUGAAUCUACUCAAAUUUAACUAAGGCAGAUGUGACACUACUUUAAUUUUGACCAUUGUUUAAUUCUUGUGAUAUCCGUUUAUUCUUGAUUUAAAUUUGUUGUUGCCAGGUCUUUUAAUAAAAAGCAUCCAUUGCAACGGCUGCUGUCUUUCCUGCCUAAUAAUUUUAAGCCUAUUUCUAUUUUUAUUCACUUCUUACUUUAAAAAACUUCUUCACUUCUUUAAAGUCUUGUUCUACUGGCAGAAACAAUUUGUAAAAAGAAAAAAAGUAUCUGGCAAUAAGAAAUAUUAAAGCUUGAAAUCAUUCAAAAUGACUAAAAAUAUGUUUAGUAGUCCAAUAUCUAUCUUAUUGUAAUCUUAUAAUAAAAGUAAUCUCUGAUCAUGCCUAUUGAAUGUGGAGACCUUCACUAAUGCCUAUUUAAUUAGAUUCUGAGAAUCUCAGACUCAGACACUCAGAAUCAUAAUGUCUAUUAAACUUCAAGAAUCUAUGAUUUCAAAAUGCCU
Tachysurus fulvidraco (yellow catfish) is the source of this 2422-nucleotide messenger RNA. It is a transcript of the gene rbpjl, whose product is annotated as recombination signal binding protein for immunoglobulin kappa J region-like. Gene Ontology annotation, biological process: regulation of transcription by RNA polymerase II. The record is from RefSeq and is a predicted model, not a curated record. Gene Ontology annotation, molecular function: RNA polymerase II cis-regulatory region sequence-specific DNA binding; DNA-binding transcription activator activity, RNA polymerase II-specific. The coding region runs from base 179 to 1753 and encodes 524 amino acids. NCBI's taxonomy places the organism in Eukaryota, Metazoa, Chordata, Actinopteri, Siluriformes, Bagridae. The transcript has 12 exons. Gene Ontology annotation, cellular component: nucleus.